Molecule: messenger RNA, 981 nt
Organism: Habropoda laboriosa
Lineage: Eukaryota; Metazoa; Arthropoda; Insecta; Hymenoptera; Apidae
Product: serine/threonine-protein kinase fray2-like
Exons: 1
Coding region: 79-981 (300 amino acids)
Molecular function (GO): 5'-3' exonuclease activity; 3'-5' exonuclease activity
Source: RefSeq, a predicted model, not a curated record
AUCUCUCGCUAUAAAUCUGCUUGUCUCUUGCAAACGCGUACAUUUAAAACCAAUCAGAUAAAGGCGUGAUAAGAAGAAAUGGGCGGUGUACUCAUAGAAGGCAGUUUCUAUCCUUAUAGGUGUCCAUCUGUCCAUUCAGCCUGGCGAGAGAGGCACUCAAGCGCAACAAUGGAAUCAAAGCGGCAUGAACGCAGCUCCAAGUCCAAUACAGACUCACCACCUGCUCCACCUUCGCCUCCUAUCUAUAGUGCAAGUUAUACAGCGUAUGAUGGGUACAAAAACAGAAUGUCGUCACGUCGUUCACCAUCACCUUCGGAGUAUAGAAGCAGUAGAACUUCCCGAAAUGAUUCACCACAGGAUAGACGUAGAAGAAGACGCAGUACUUCAAAAUCUCCUCCAAGUAGAUCACAUAAACGAUCUCGAUCCCCUGAUAGAGAUAAAGACCGAGAUAGGGAUAGGGACCGAUCGCGAAAAUACUCUAGAAGAGAUAGAUCAAGAUCUAGAUCAAGAGGAAGGUCACGUUCUAGAGAUAGAAGACGCAGCCGUAGUCGCAAUAGGAGUAGGGAUAGACACAGAGGUAGAGAAAGCCGUAGGUACCAUAGAGCACCAUCGUAUGAAUCGGAUACUGCUGAAGAUAAUACUGAAGCAACCACACCACAACCAGUUGUUCCUCCACAGUCUAACGCUUUCAAGAACGAUGGUAGUUUUAUGGAAAUGUUCAAAAAAAUGCAAGAACAAAUGCAACCCGCACAAAAACCGACGACUUCUGUUUUGGAGGAAAAAACUGUAGUUCCUCCACCUUUAAUGGUGGGAAAGAGGCGAGGAGGGAGAAUUUUAAAAACUGGAAUGGUUGCUAAACCAAAGACUGAACAAACUGUUGAGCAACCCAAGGAUGCUUGGUCACUCUACAUGGCGGAAGUAAAAAAAUACAGAGAAGUUUGUUGUCAAGAAGAGGACAACACAAGACCAUUGGUCAAAUAG